AUGGGUGGGCAGCGCAUUGGAGAGGGGAGUGCAUCAGUGGGGAACACAUGGUGGAAAAACUCGUGGGGGGGGGGAGUGCAUGGGGGGGAAAGCAUGGGGGGGGGGGAAAUGCAUGAGGGGGGGGGGCGCAAGGGGGGAACACAUAUGGGGGAAAAACGCAUGGGAGGGAGACGCAUGGGCAUAGAACGCGUGGAGAAAGCGCAUGGGUGGGGAGCGCAUCAAGGAAGUGCAUGGGUAGGGAGCGCAUGGGGGGAGCGCAUGGGGGGAGUGCAUGGGGGGAGCGCAUGGGGGAAGCACAUGGGUGGGGAGUGCAUGGGGGGAGCGCAUGGAGGGAGCGCAUGGGGGGAGCGCGUGGGUGGGGCGCAUGGGUGGGACGCAUGGGUGGGGCGCAUGGGUGGGGCGCAUAGGGGGGGCGCAUGGGUGGGGCGCAUGGGUGGGGCGCAUGGGUGGGGCGCAUGGGUGGGGCGCAUGGGUGGGGCGCAUGGGUGGGGCGCAUGGGUGGGGCGCAUGGGUGGGGCGCAUGGGUGGGGGGCGCACGGGCACGAGAGCGGUGGAGCACUGACGGUCAAGUGUGGCGAGGGGCAGCAGCCUUAUCAAGUGGAUAGCCUCCACGCCCACUCCCACCGCCUUCAAAGGCGCCAUGCCCCACCGCAGAGCCCAUGGCCUCGGGGCUCAUUGUGA
This is a messenger RNA of Closterium sp. NIES-65, 681 nucleotides long. NCBI's taxonomy places the organism in Eukaryota, Viridiplantae, Streptophyta, Zygnematophyceae, Desmidiales, Closteriaceae. The record is from the annotation of a GenBank genome assembly.